AUGGCUACUGAGAAAAAAUUGAUAUAUAUAACAUCAGAUGAACAGUUAGUUCAUGAAGUAUCUUUAAAAAGAAGUAAAAAUACAUACAUAGUCGAUUUGGAUACUGGUGAACCCAUUAGUGCGACGGUAUCAAAACAUAGUUCAACAAGCGAUCGAAAUAAUCAACAGUCAAAACGUUCGAGAAAAUCAAUAACAAAUUCAAGAUGUGUUAUUUGUGGUGAUCAUGCUAUUGGGUAUAAUUAUGAUGUUCUUUCAUGUGCUUCAUGUAAAGCAUUUUUUUAUGGGCAUGCUUAUGAGAAUUUGAUUAAAAUGUUUGACAGUAUGAAUGAAAAUGUUGCUGCAAAUAACAUAGAAGAUUUCGAUAUUAUUCAAAACGUUCAAUCAUUAUUUUUAUUCUAUUUUGAAAAUCAAUUUGACCAUCUUCCUGAAACAUUUGAUCUAUCCGAUAAUGUUUCAGCAAUCAUAUCUUGGGCACAACAUGAUAGUGAAAUUGCCCUUCAAACAAUUCGGUUUUUUCGUCAAAUAACGGAAUUCGAAAAUUUACAUGCAGAUGAUCGAUUUAUUUUAAUUAAAUAUAAUUUAUUUCCACUUAUGCUAAUUCGCAAAUCUUAUAAUUAUCGACCAACAAUUUUACGUAAUGCUGUCGAAAUACAACAAGAAGAAGAACGAGCCACAAGAGCUCAAAUUCUUUUUCAAAUGUCAAAUGAUUUGAUAAGUAGAAGUAAUCUAUUAACUCUUGUUAUUAUUCAAUUUACUGAACAUGAUCCAAUACUAUUGUCACUUCUAUUAGUAAUCGGUUUAUUCUCUCCAACUUUGUCAUUGAAUCUUGAUGAACCAAUAUUUAAAGAUUCACUAUCAAUCUAUCGAGCACAAGCUAUCUAUACGAAAAUCUUAUGGAAUUAUCUCAUUAUGAAACAGAGUGAAGCAAAAGCACAACAGAAAUUUGUGCAAUUAAUGGAAAUUCUUCUUCGAAUUCAAUUAGCAAAUGUAACAGCCCGAAAAUUUCUUCACGAUCAAAUAACCACUACAAACACUGUAGAUAGAAUAACAGCACUUAUGCAGACUAUUUUACAAAUUUCUUAA
Molecule: messenger RNA, 1083 nt
Organism: Adineta ricciae
Lineage: Eukaryota; Metazoa; Rotifera; Eurotatoria; Adinetida; Adinetidae
Source: the annotation of a GenBank genome assembly